CUCUCACGGAGAAUACAUUGAUAUCCAAAUAUCCAAACGUCUGAAAAGUUCAACCGUAGGUCACAAUGGUGAGUUGAUUUUGAUUUUGAUUUCGGUUUGGAUUUGGAUAAUUGACUGAAUUGUCAACAUCGCUACCAAUCUUUAUUGGUAAACAAUACUCAUGAUUUCACAAAUUUCUUCACUCACUCGAGACUCACUCCUCGUACAAGAAAUCAUUGUUGCUUGUGAAGCCGUACUUUCAGUCUAUUAAAUAUUUAUGCCUUGUGGCCUCAAUUCCUGCCUCAUUGAUCCCAGCGCAAUCGACCCUGUAUCAAAAUGCGCCCGCAUUAUUUACAUUGGAGAAGUCGAUGUCUAGAAGGAUUUCCCCUCAAAUCAUAGACAACCACAAGUCGAUCGAAAUUCAUCAUGGCUAGGCAACGAAAUCACGAGCUAAUCUAUCAACUAUCAGCAAUAUUCUCUUUUCUGCCAUUUCGAAAGGCUACCAACCUACAAUUAUCAGAUGCUAUAAAGCAAUACAUAUCCACAAAAUAUGAUCAGCAUCCGGAUAUGUUCAAGCAGGACCUUGAGGUUAUCGAUGCUUUACGAAGAGAUGCUAUUCAUGUCAGGGAACCUCAUACCACUGGAAUAAGAAAGAUAUCAGCAUAUGCAGGUCAACUUUCCUGGUUGGGGGGUAAAUUUCCUAUAGAUAUCGGAGUAGAGUUUUCAUGGUACCCCGCUCUAGGAUACAACAUCGACCGACUCGUUGUAGAAAACAACCUCAAAUUCGAACUCGCAAAUGUAAUGUUCAACCUCGCGGCUCUCUAUUCCCAGCUCGCCAUGUCUGCCAAUAGAGCAACGGCGGAUGGAUUGAAAAUUGCUUGUAACAACUUUUCUCUUGCGGCAGGAGUACUCAAACAUUUAAAGGAGGAAAUAAUACCCGAAUUGCGCACUUCCCCUCCUGAAGAUAUGGAUGAUGAUACACUGGAAUGUCUUCAAAGUCUUAUGUUAGCACAAGCCCAAGAAUGUUUUUGGGCAAGAGCACGAGGAAACGGGACCAAAGAUGCUUUAGUGGCAAAAUUGGCUGCGAAAGUGUCAGAUUUAUAUUCGCAAGCUUCGGAUUGGGGUAUGAAGAGUAAUGCUAUAAGUUCGGAAUGGCUACAUCAUUCAUCGGUCAAACAUCAUCAUUUCGCCGCGGCGGCACAAUAUCGCAUGGCGUGUGAUUGUUUGGAGAAGAGAAAAUACGGAGAGGAGGUAGCGAGGUUGACAGAUAGUAUUGUUUGCGCCAAUGAGGGAAUCAAGGAAAUAAAAUAUGUCAAUAAAGCUGUGGCAAGCGAGUUACAGUUGUUGAAGAAUACGGUGACGGAAUGUUUGAAAAGGGCUGAGAAGGACAAUGAUUUAAUUUAUCUUGAUCCUGUACCACCUAAGAACGAACUGAAACGCCUUGAACGAGCAAGUAUGGCCAACCCUAUAAUCCCAAAAGAAGUUUCUGAACCCAUGACUUUUCUUGGAGAUCAUAAAGAAUUUGGACCGCCGCUGUUCUCCAAACUUGUGCCUUUUGCUGUUCAUGUAGCAGCCAGUAUCUACGAAGAACGCCGCGAUCGAAUUGUUAAUAACAAUAUCAUUGACGAACUUGAGAUUUUAACAACCCGGAUCCAUGAUACCCUUCGUUCCCUAAAUCUCCCUGGCUCUCUACAAGCACUUGAGAAACCUUUGGGCCUUCCUCCUACUUUGCUUUCUCAUGCAGAAGAGCUUCGUCAAGCAGAUGCAAUUGGUCGUAUCAAUCGAUCAUUUUCCGAUGCGGCAAAGCUAAAGGCAUCAGAUGAAGCUAUAUUUCUCGAAGCUAAAGAGCUAUUACAAUCAGAAGCAUCUGAAAAUGAUCGACUACUGAGAAAAUUUGGAAGCGAUAGAUGGGCUCGUUUAGACUCUCGGUCUGCAUCCCCGAAAUUAUACACUCAAGUGGAUGAAAUCGAAGGGUAUUUCAAAAGCGCGGCGAACAGUGACCAAGUUGUUAUCGUCAAAUUUCGCGAGUAUGAAUCUAUUCUUCAAAUUCUUACCAGUUCAGACCGAGAUAUUGGGAACUUCGUCCCUAGCUCUCGACGAGUUAAUAUACCACCAAAUCUUGAAGGGGAAGUUUCCAAGCUUAGAAAUUCCCUUAACGAAAUUUCAAGAUUGGAGAGUAGAAGGAGGAGGAAAAUAGAAGCUAUAAGAGAGAAAGCAAAGAAGGAUGACAUAAAUCAUAGCAUUCUAGCCGAAACUGCUCGUUUGGAACGAGACUAUCCCUCAACACCUGUUGUUCCGGCUCAUUUUGAAGAUUUCUUCGAAAGACGCCUCUCCCACACCUACGACGCAGAUCUCACUUCUCUUAAAACCGAAUCGGAAGAACAGGAAAAGCUCCUCCAACAAUUGGAAAUAGCAAACGGAUCAUUCAUUAAAGCUAGAGCUGGAGAUACAAGCACGAGGGAGAGAGAACAGGCCUUACAGAAACUUGAAAUGGCAUACUAUAAGUACAAAGAGAUAGUCAAUAAUGUAGAUGGUGGAAGGAAAUUCUACAAUGAUUUGGCGAAGAUAGUAGGGAGAUUUAGAGAUGGUUGUAAGGCUUUUGUACAGGAUAGAAGGGAGGAAGCAAGAAGAAUGGAAGCGGAUUUAAGUAUGCCGUUGAAACCGAUGAGUAGUCUUAGUUUACAUCAUCCUCAACCAGGAGUUGGUGGGGGAGUGAGCAUAGGAGGACAUCAUGCGCCGCCACCGCCACAACCGCUCAUCCCGGUGCAAAUGCAGGGCGGCGAAGUGCCCAGUCCGAGGAGAGAAAUGAGCCCGAUCCAAGCACCGGUUCCGCAGAGAGCGAGUUUACAGAGUACGCCGGUGAAUGUUGGGGGUGCGGGUCCCGGGGGAGUGGGGAAUGUAGGAGGUAUGCCAGGCGCAUUUGCAAAUAGCGUUAAUAUGGGUGGGGGUGCAGGUGCAACGUGGAAUCCGGAAUUGGGAAUUAAAUUUGGUGGUAGUGGUGCUGCUGGUAGUGCUGUUGGUGGUGGUGGAGAAAAUGCACCACCGCCACAGACGCAAGCGCAGCCCAAACAAACGACGUGGGAUCCGAGUGCAGGGUUGAGAUUUGGAUGACGAGUUGGGGUAUGUGGAAGGUGAAGGGGGAUUAGGGGGUGAACUUUUAUGUAUGUAUGUUGUAUGUAUGUAAUUAAAAGGAACCUCGAGAUACGCGCUUAUACUUACAAUACCUAUCUGUUCAAGAAAUACUCGUAUGCAUUCAGUAUAUAUAAAUGCGUAUAUGUAUAUGUAUAUAAUAGCAUAUAGCAAAACAAUCGGUGGACAUGCGAUCAACGGACAAACGAUCAACGGACAAACGAUCAGCGGACAAACGAUCAGCGGACAAACAAUCAGCGGACAAACGAUCAAAAGAAUAGUGAGAUGAGAUGAGAUGAGAUGAGAUGGAUAUGAAAAAAAGUUAAAAUUGAGGAGAAUAAAAAGGAAAUAAUCUAUCUAUUCAUCUAUUCAUCUAUUCAUCUUCUCAAAUCUCAAAUCUCAAAUCUCAAAUCUACUUAUAUUACCUAUUACCUAUUAUCUAAUUAUUAUCACG
Molecule: messenger RNA, 3562 nt
Organism: Botrytis sinoallii
Lineage: Eukaryota; Fungi; Ascomycota; Leotiomycetes; Helotiales; Sclerotiniaceae
Exons: 4
Coding region: 406-3090 (894 amino acids)
Cellular component (GO): endosome
Molecular function (GO): protein binding
Source: RefSeq, a predicted model, not a curated record